Messenger RNA from Mesorhabditis spiculigera, 261 nucleotides. The record is from the annotation of a GenBank genome assembly. Lineage: Eukaryota; Metazoa; Nematoda; Chromadorea; Rhabditida; Rhabditidae.
AUGAUACUCGGUGCUAUGGGGCUUGUUGGAUGUUUCCUUGGGAUUCAGGGGAUCCGUCUCAAGGAAAAGUCGAACCUUAAAUGGGCCUUCAUAGUGCUAUCAAUAAUGUUCGGCUUUGCGGCGGCUGGCUGCUUGGCUAUCGUUUUCGUUUUUGGCGAAACGGACUUCCUGUUUAGAUUAGCGAUGUGCGCCUGGUUGGCUCUAAUCUUGCUGAUCGUCUGGAAAAAUAAAAAAGCGCUCGACCGAUGUGAUAAAUGUUAC